AUGGACGGCACAUUUGCGCCAAUCCAAACCCCACCAGCCAACGAAGAGCGGAUGCAGAAGUUGCACUCCACCAACUCACGUCCCAUCGAACGUAGCUGGUCUUUGAAUGAUGGAUACAGCUGCCAUACCGCGGAUGAAGAAACUGCAGAAACUGCUCUUGGCGAUGACGGGGGCGAGGCAGAUGAAUCAUCUACCUUUAUUGUUAGCUGGGACGAGGAUGACCCGAUGAACCCUCGGAACUUCAAUACCAUGAGGCGGUGGUUGAUUGUUAUCAUUUGCUCGCUGGGCUCUCUUUGCGUGACUUGCACCUCGUCAAUGUAUACCGCUACCUACGACCAGAUAACAGAGGAAUUCAAUUGUUCUCGGUUGGUCGCAACGCUCGGGUUAUCGCUCUUUAUAUGGGGCCUUGGUAUUGGCCCGCUUUUUCUGGGACCCCUAUCAGAGUUUUAUGGCCGAAGAUAUAUAUAUAUUACCUCAUUCACUUUAUUCUUGAUCUGGCUCAUUCCUUGCGCUGUGGCUGAGAAUAUUGAGACCAUGCUCGUAUGCCGCUUUUUUAAUGGUAUCGCUGGGAGCGCCUUUCUCAGCGUUGCAGGUGGAACGGUAGGAGAUUUAUUUGCUCGCCAUGAACUGAGCGCGCCUAUGAUGCUGUACACGGCAUCGCCUUUUGUUGGACCUGAAGUAGGACCAUUGGUUGGUGGGUUCAUAAAUCAGUUCACUACAUGGCGCUGGACGUUCUAUGUGCUUCUUAUCUGGACAGGCGUAUUGCUGAUUUCAAUUGUUUUCUUCGUCCCGGAAACUUAUCACCCCGUCAUUCUGCGGCAAAAGGCAGAGAAACUUCGCAAAGAGACAGGGGAUGAUCGAUGGAAAGCACCGAUAGAAAGAUUAAAUCGCUCGGUGGCACGAACUGUCUUACGCUCGAUCUACAGGCCAGUUCUUCUCCUGACACUGGAACCUAUGUGCUUGUGCCUCUGUGUGUUCUCAGCCAUUUUGCUGGGUAUAAUAUACCUAUUUUUUGGUGCCUUCCAGCUGGUAUUUGGCAACGUGUAUGGCCUUGAACUGUGGCAGCGCGGUCUUUGCUUCCUCGGCCUUUUUGUGGGAAUGGUUUUUGCUAUUGUAUCUGAUCCCUUCUGGCGUCGCGUCUACCAACGCUUGGAAGAGAAUCACAAGAGCACGGAGGGAACAAUAGAAGACUUUCAACCAGAGUGGCGUCUACCUCCAGCGAUUCUUGGUGGCCCUCUUGUCACCAUAGGAUUAUUUAUAUUUGCUUGGACAAUUUAUCCUUAUGUGCAUUGGAUUGUACCCAUAAUUGGCAGUGCAUUCUUUGGAGCCGGGACCAUUCUUGUAUACUCAGGUAUCUUUACGUUCUUGGUUGAUGCGUAUCCAGUCUUUGCUGCAAGUUCCCUAGCAGCGAACAGCUUCGCUCGCUCAACGUUCGGCGGUGUCUUUCCCCUUUUUGGAAUCCAAAUGUACAACAAUCUGGGAUACCACUGGGCCUCUUCGCUGCUCGCUUUUCUGACGCUUUUUAUGGCGCCAUUUCCGUAA
Aspergillus pseudonomiae is the source of this 1542-nucleotide messenger RNA. Its product is annotated as MFS transporter. Gene Ontology annotation, molecular function: transmembrane transporter activity. The transcript is spliced from 10 exons. Gene Ontology annotation, cellular component: membrane. Gene Ontology annotation, biological process: transmembrane transport. Bases 1 to 1542 code for a protein of 513 amino acids. Lineage: Eukaryota; Fungi; Ascomycota; Eurotiomycetes; Eurotiales; Aspergillaceae. The record is from RefSeq and is a predicted model, not a curated record.